Molecule: messenger RNA, 1557 nt
Organism: Rhizoctonia solani
Lineage: Eukaryota; Fungi; Basidiomycota; Agaricomycetes; Cantharellales; Ceratobasidiaceae
Product: Permease for cytosine/purines, uracil, thiamine, allantoin
Exons: 8
Coding region: 1-1557 (518 amino acids)
Biological process (GO): transmembrane transport
Cellular component (GO): plasma membrane
Molecular function (GO): transmembrane transporter activity
Source: RefSeq, a predicted model, not a curated record
AUGGCGGCGGCCCAGGAGAGCGACAUUGAAAAGGCACUCUCUUCAGACGGAUCAUCCGAAGAAGAGAUUGCCCCCUAUGUCGAGCAACGUCAAGCCGAAGAGGCUCGAGAUGUCACUACGUUCCGAGGAAAGCUCGCGGCAUUCACCAUUCGAUUGAGCCAAUACGGCGUUGAAACCCGAGGCGUUGUGCCCACCGCUCCGGAGGCUCGCACAGACACCCGGUUUUGGAACCUUUUGUUCCUCUGGAUAUCUGCCAACUUUAACAUCUUGGCAUUCUCCACCGGGUCGCUUGGUCCGGCCAUAUUUGCGCUCGGCCUAAAAGAGAGCCUGCUCGUCAUCUUCUUCAUUAACUUGCUGAGCGCAACGCUCCCGGCUUACUUCUCGACGUUCGGUCCCCGGCUGGGCAUGCGUCAAAUGAUCGUGUCCCGAUACUCGUUCGGGUUCUACGGGAACAUCAUCCCGUCACUGCUCAACCUAAUCACAUUCAUGGGCUUCCUGAUUCUAAACUUGAUCCUAGGAGGCGAGACUCUAGCCGCCGUCAGCGGAUACCAAGCCGGGCAUGGCGGAGGGCUCAGCUGGGACAUUGGAAUCGCCAUCGUUACGUUUUGCGGAUACAAGGUUCUGUACACGUACGAACGCUUUGCCUGGAUCCCGAUCGUGAUGGUCUACAUCGUCGCGCUCGGAUGUGGAGGAAAACAACUCACGGAUUUAGCACCCGUUGUGCCCGCUUCGUCCGUGACAGUACUCUGCUUCGCAGCCUCGAUCGCAGGGUACAUGAUUUCAUGGUCCACGCUCGCGUCGGACUAUACGAUCUACCUGGACCAAUCGGCGCCCAACUCAAAAGUGUUCCUAUUCGCAUACAGCGGCUUUUUCUUCCCUAAUGUCAUAUGCGAAAUGGUCGGCGCCGCAUUUGCCGUUUCGAUGCACGCCCCGGGGAACGAGGCAUGGUUGGACGGGUACAAGGUCAACAACGUUGGCGGGUUGCUCGAUGAGGUUAUGCGCCCCGCGGGGGGGUUUGGAAAGUUCUGCAUUGUGCUUUUGGCAUUGAGUUGUAUUGCUGCAUCGAGUCGUCAAUGCAUGUACAGCUUCUGCUUCGAUCCCACUCGCCAUGGUAGGGGCGCACACCUACUACACCUCCCUCAUCUCAUUCACAGGCGUGAUCGGAUACUGGGCAGCCGCAUGGGCAAGCAUCGUCCUCGCCGAACACGUCCUAUUCCGUCAGUCCCACACGGGCGCCCGGAAACAGCAGGAUACGAUUCGGCCGCAUGGAACGACCCCUCGGCCCUCCCAACCGGCAUCCCGGCACUCGCCGCGUUCGCGCUGUCGUUUGCGCUGAUCGUGCCCGCGAUGAACCAGGUCUGGUUCCAGGGUCCGAUCGGGCGGCGGGUCGGGGACAUCGGGUUCGAGCUCGCGUUUAUCGUCGCGGGCGGGUUGUAUAGCGUGUUUCGGCAUGUGGAGAAAAAGGUUUGCGUCGGCCGGGCGUGGGCUAGGUUCCUAAAAUGGAAAGUGUUCCAAAUUGGUAGUGGUAUGUUUUUCGUCAUUGGGAUUGUCGUGUAA